ACACAUCUCCGGUGUUGAUCCGUCCUCUCCGGUGUGUCAGUGCGCGUCAGGCGGUGUUUCCAAAGUGAUCAAUCCGCCAGGUUUUGUGUAAUCCAAGCCUCAGGGUGGGUUUGGGAGGCUGUGCACGUCAGGCCAACACUACAACCCCAGCAGCGCCAGUAAAUGGCACAAGAGAAAAAGGAAGUGCAGCCUGCAGAAACUUCUCAGUUUUAUUCCAUGCAGGCAGCCCGGCGUUUGAAGAAUUUAUCUGCCUAAAAGUUUGGGAUUAGCUGUGACUCUUGAGAGACUUCUGGGCGUAGGGUGAGGCUGAGGGCGCAGCUCCGCAGCUCGUUGCUCCGACGUCUUCCACUUCUCAAGGUCGGCGAUGGUCAACAGCAGGAUGGAGGCACCCGCUGUGGCAGUGAUGGGUGGUGGAGGGGGGACAUCAGGCAGGUCAUGCGCAGGAUGUGGUGGUCGAAUUGCCGACCGCUUCCUGCUCUUCUCCAUGGAGCGCUACUGGCAUACACGUUGCCUCAAAUGUUCCUGCUGUCACGCUCAGCUGGGCGAGUACAGCACCACCUGCUACAGCAAAGGAGGCAUGAUCCUCUGCAAGAACGACUACAUCAGGCUUUUUGGACACAGUGGAGCAUGCAGUGCUUGUGGGCAGUCUAUCCCUGCCAGUGAGAUGGUGAUGCGGACACAAGGCAAUGUGUACCAUCUUAAGUGUUUUACCUGUGCCACCUGUAGAAACCGUUUGGUACCUGGUGAUCGCUUUCAUUACGUCAACGGGACUAUCUUCUGCGAACAUGACCGACCAGGACGGGGCCUUCUCAGCAGUCACCCAGCACCACUGCAGGCCAACGGCAUCAUGUCCGACCAGAAGGUCUGCUGAGGAAGAGGAUGUGAAAAAUAAAUGUGUGCCUUCUCUCCCACCACAAGCUUCUCCUCUUCAGCCUCCUCCUCCUCCUCCUCCUCCAACUCUAAAAUUGCCCUGAAGCUGCUCUCCCUCCGCUCUGGCGACCCGUCAGUCUGUAGUCUGGAUGUAUCUUCUCUCGCUGUUGUUUUGGGCUUUUCCCGUGCCAAAUACAAAAUCAUUUAUCCCAGAUUGUGAGGAGCAGAGAUUUUGCGUCCACUGCUUCAUCGGAGGGACGGUAACACUGAAGAUGGCUGGAACUUAUUUAUACUGUAGACUGACGCCCAUUCUCAGCCGUGGCAGUGUUACUGGUACAGAGCGGUGUUGGUGAUCAUCCUGCUCCAGUGGAUCCAGUGGAAUUACCUUUACCCAGCCAGUUAGACUGUGAAGAGAACAAAGAGGAAACACAGACAGCAAGGAGGCAGUGGUCAGGAACUGCUCCCACCGAGCAAUAAUGACUUCUGAAGCCGGACAAAAUCGGACAGGGACUCCACGCUUUUGAGACCUUUCUGAUCAUGAGGGAGAAUUUGUAAAACACCAGGUUUGAAAUUUGAACUGCUUGGAUGUUUCCCCUCCACUGUCCUCACAACAUCUGGACAAGAACGGAGCACACAAAACAAAUAAAUGAAUAAAAAUCUAUAUUGACGCUCAAAGAAUUUUUCUCGGUGUGCUACAUUUAAGACUUCAGUAGAAUAUUCAAUGAAUAUUUUAGUUGAUUUUUUUUUUUCAUAUAUACAACAUUUGAUGCCUUUUCCUCGUUCAUUAUUUUGAUGGACUGUAUCCGAUGUGCUUUGAUUUUUUUUUUCUUUUUCUUCAGGUGAUGGUGUUUCUUCAGGGAUGGUAAAUGUAGUUAGGAUUCAGUCGGAUGCAGUGUGUAUUUGUGUUAGGAAAGAUUAUUUUACCAGCAAAUGUUCUGAAGCUGUCAUUAGCAACAGUGAGGCAUACACUCUAAAUGUUUAUUUGCAGUAAUGGUUGAUUCAAUUUAGUAAAUUUAAAGGAUCGAUUUUGCAUGUUUAGCCUAAUAUCUACAAAAUGUAAAUACUUAGCGUUUCUGCUAAUCUUUUCCCAAAACAAGCAGUCGUAUUUAAAUAAAUUUUCCUCUCUUUUA
Molecule: messenger RNA, 2000 nt
Organism: Myripristis murdjan (pinecone soldierfish)
Lineage: Eukaryota; Metazoa; Chordata; Actinopteri; Holocentriformes; Holocentridae
Gene: lmo4la
Product: LIM domain only 4a
Exons: 5
Coding region: 365-871 (168 amino acids)
Source: RefSeq, a predicted model, not a curated record